This is a messenger RNA of Ipomoea triloba (trilobed morning glory), 1275 nucleotides long. RefSeq lists its product as uncharacterized. The transcript is spliced from 6 exons. The coding region runs from base 1 to 1275 and encodes 424 amino acids. Lineage: Eukaryota; Viridiplantae; Streptophyta; Magnoliopsida; Solanales; Convolvulaceae. The record is from RefSeq and is a predicted model, not a curated record.
AUGACACGAGGUGGUAAUACAACCGGACGCAUAAGAGGACGCGGACGAGGUAUAUCGGUUACACCUUCGAGUUCUAGCCCAUCCUCGUUUGCACUACCUUCUCCUGUGGCACCUCCUCCUACUGUGGUGUCUCCACCUAUUGUAGCACCUGUUUCUACUGGUUCACCAACUGACUUGCCGAUGUCAUCACCAUCAGACUCUACUGUUCCACCCACAUCCUCAUCAGUUGAAGGAUCAUCUAUUGGUCCUGAUUUGCCUAUUGUUCAUGUAGAGGAUGGGAAGUUGUUACCAUCUCAUAAAUGUUCAACUACAAUGAAAACAAUAUUCAUGCAAAGGAUCUAUCCUGAAGGGUAUACUUGGAAGAAUAUACCUAAUGAGUACAAGGAAUCAUACUUUGAGGAAUUUAAGGUAAAUUCACGAUAUGAUUUUGAAAAUUGUGAAAUUUUACAAGUGGAUGCGUCUAUUGACCGACAUGUUCAUAAAGCAUUUUUAGCACAAGCAGGCAUACGAGGGAAGCCAGCUUGUAUACAUGAAGAUACAUGGCGCAUUUGGGAGGCAUAUUGGGAUAGGCCUGACGUUAAAGCUAAAUCUGAGCAACAGCGGAAGAAUAGGAUGAGUGAGGUGGCAGGACCCGGUACUGGAUGUUCCCGACAUACUGGAGGAUCUAGAUCUGCUAUUGAGCACUAUCACAAAUUGCUAGAUGAACUUCAAAAGGAGCCUAAUUUAUUUGAGUGCUUUGAGCAUAUGCACAAAAAGAAGAAUGGUGCGUUUGUUGAUGAAAGGUCAAAGAAAAUUGCUGAAGAAAUACAAGCACGACAUGAUGCUGCAACGCAAGAGGUGGAAGGGUCAACUGAGCCACCAGUUAUAAACAUGUCACAGCUGUAUGUGGAUGUUGUUGGUGGGGUAAAAAAACAGCGUAUUUAUGGCUUAGGAACCAAGGCAUCCUCAUUUAUCAAUGAUAAUAGUUGUAGUUCAUCUGCUACUUCACAAUUUCAUCAAGAUACAAUGAAGGAGAUGUUAGAUACCAUGCGGGUUGAGAUGGAGGCUCAGAUGGAGGCUAAAUUACAAGCUGAAAGAACUCAAAUGCAGGCUACAUUACAAGCUGAAAGAACUCAAAUGCAGACUCAAAUGGAAAUUCAAAUGCAAGCUCAUAUUGCAAGUUUGAUGGAUGAGUUGCGUCGCAACGGCAUCAUACCCACCACUUCCACGCCACAACCUCCAACUACUGAAGGACAUUCUGUUAAUUCAAAUGACGAAGACUUGGGAGAUGAAUAG